CGCGUCCAACUCCUAUGACCUAUCCAUGUGAUAUCAUAAAAUUCUUCUACGUCCAUUUUCUGUUCAAUUCCAAAUUCCAGUCGAAAGCUCCUUCGCCCAUCCUCUCGUCCUUCAGCUCGUCUUCCUCCUAAUUCCUACCUCGUCGAUAAUAUUUCACAAUGGCUCGUGGCCGCGGCGGUAGCUCUGGCAAAGCUUCCCGUUCCCGAUCCCGUAGCCCUCCCCCGCAGAAAGCUGCUGCUGCUCCACCGCUAGCUCCGAUGCAAUCACGUUCCCAGAACGAACCCAUAGCAAGAGGAGGUCUCGGCGCUGCAGUAGCAGACGGACUGGCAUGGGGUACUGGAACCGCUGUGGCUCACAGAGCUGUGGACGCUGUUCUUGGUCCUCGAACCAUCAAGCACGAAAGCUCUGCUGCCUCGUCCGAGCCUACUGCUGCAAUGCAAGCAGCAGCCGCAACUCCUAACAGCACCAUCAAUUCUUCCUGUGAUGCUCAAUCCAAGGCCCUUCAAGAUUGCCUAAACAUGUUUGGUACGGACAUCGGUAAGUGCCAAUUCUACAUGGACAUGCUGGGAGAAUGUCGCAGGAGUGCUUCCGGUGCUGGGAUGGCUGCUUGAUUGUGAAGAUAAAAUUUCUGUUGAAUUGCUUGAGAGCUUUUUAUUGAAAGAAAUGGUGGUAGCCCACUGGGUUUACUAGUAUCUGUGUUGCUUAUGUGUUGGUAGUUUAGGUGAUGAGGGUUUGGAUCAUGGUGAUUUCGAUCCCUCUGCUCUUCAUCUAUUAUUUGGGUAUGUAAAUGUGUGGGGCUAAUGUUGAAUGAAUCUGUCAGUUAUUUUUUUUUUCUACUUUUUUUUAUACGAGGAAAAUGCAAACUGCUGAAUUCAUACUUAGGUCAUUAUUUUUCGUUCAAUUCCGUUAACUUAGUCUGAUAUGGCAGUCAACUUUUAAAAUUGACAAUUAACUAAGUGACGAUUAACUAAGUGAUAUGACGAUUAAAAAAUAAUAAUUAAAAUAAAAUUUAUCAAAUUGAAAGGGGGCGCUUACUCCUUUGCCACCACCUCCCUUCUCGCAACCAAACCAACUUCAAUUUCGCAUCACUAGCUACGCCCAUUGCCCCCUUCUCCGCUGCUUCGUGGUCGUAAUCAAUAGCUCCACCUCCUCCACCCUCGACGGGUCGAUCCCACCCCUUCCUCCAACUCCAUCCAGGCCUGCUGACUCACACAAAACGCCACACUAGAAAUCCCCUUCAGAGCCCAAAAUUUUAAAAUCUAGAGGGGUGCAAAAUAGGGCAAGUAAGUUUUAAUUAUCAACCCGAGCCGAUCCAUGUACUCCUACUUCAAUAGCUUAGGUUGUUAUCUAGCAAGCAACUUUUGGGUUUAGAACUAAUGGAACUACAAACUAAACAAGCAAAGAAAAGUAAAUAAAGGAAAAUUCUAACAAAUGGAGCAUCACCUAGGAGUUGCUUCCCUCUAACUAGCUACCAUGACUCGUUGGAUUGAAUGGAGUCGUGUGGUGUAGGUGGUUGUGAACCGCGAGGGUGAGCAACUAGUGAUCGAUUUGUCACGAGAUCGAUCCACUCACAACGUCUAGGGGAACCGCUAGGAGGAGCAAUUAGUGAUCCAUUUGUCACGAGAUGGAUUCACUAAAGAUCGAUUUGUCAGGAAUCAAUCCUCUCACCCGGUCUCUAGGGGUUGCCUAGGGCUCUCCCUCAAACCGGAGUUUGAACUGCUUAAUCACAACCAACCUAGAUGCAAACUUGAGUCAAGGGGGGUGCUCAUUUCUAACCUAGAUAGUAAGCACAAAGUGCCCAGGACAACUAAGGUUGUCAAGCCUACCUAAAAAGGUGUGGUUUUCCUCUAAUCUAGGUUAGGCAAGCACAAAAGAUUUGGAAAGCACAACUAAGCACAAUCACCAUGAAGACACCUCUACUACUCAAAUUGAUGCAAAACCAUACAAAAUCAUUCAAUCUAAACAAGUAAUUACAAAGUAUUAGUUAGGGAUCUACAACACCCAAGAGAAAAGAAUGAGUUUCUAGAGAGAGAGAGAGAGAGAGAGGGGAGAGAUUACAAAGAAACCUCUAGAUCUUCUUUUUCUAGGCUUGAUUCCUUGAUCCCAAGCUUGAACAAUGCCUUCAAUUAAGCUCCAAGAUCCUU
Messenger RNA from Linum trigynum, 2144 nucleotides. The record is from the annotation of a GenBank genome assembly. NCBI's taxonomy places the organism in Eukaryota, Viridiplantae, Streptophyta, Magnoliopsida, Malpighiales, Linaceae.